CUGAAGGAGAGAGAGGAGGCUGGAGAGGCUGAAUUAACGAGUGCCUGUUUACCUGGGAAGAAACAAGACUGCCAGAGCCGUGCUGCAGAUAUCCUGCUGACAAUACCUGAAACAAUUUAUUCAGAAGACAAAACUGGAUUAUCCUUGUGAAAGAGAAGAUUCAACGAUGGAGCCUGUCCAUGUUAAAGAGGAGAGUCUUGUACUAGAAUCAGUCCAUAUUAAAGAGGAGAGCCCUGUACUAGAAUCAGUCCAUAUUAAAGAGGAGAGUCCUGUACUAGAAUCAGUCCAUAUUAAAGAGGAGAGUCCUGUACUAGAAUCAGUCCAUAUUAAACAGGAGUGUCCUGUACUAGAAUCAGUCCAUAUUAAACAGGAGUGUCCUGAACUAGAAUCAGUCCAUAUUAAAGAGGAGAGUCCUGUACUAGAAUCAGUCCAUAUUAAAGAGGAGCAUCCUGUAUUAGAAUCAGUCCAUAUUAAAGAGGAGAGUCCUGUACCAGAAUCAGUCCAUAUUAAACAGGAGAGUCCUGUAGUGGAAUCAGUUCUUAUUCAAGAGGAGCUUCCUGAAGUAGACCAUUUUCAUGUCAAUGAGGAGGGUAACCAUUUUAAAACAAGCAGCUUGCAGGGCUCUCUGUCCUGUACAGAAUGUGGAAAGAGUUUCAGUCGGUUACAAAACCUGAGACGUCACCAGCGAAUCCACACUGGAGAGAAACCGUAUGUCUGUGCUGACUGUGGGAAGAGUUUCAGUGAGUCAGGUGUCUUGAAAAUACACCAGCGAAUCCACACUGGAGAGAAACCACAUACUUGUAAUGAAUGUGGAAAGAGUUUCAGUCAGUCAAAAAGCCUGAAACUUCACCAGCGAAUCCACACUGGAGAGAAACGACAUGUCUGCUCAGACUGUGGGAAGAGUUUCAGAUGGUCACAAAACCUGAAAUUUCACCAGCAAAUCCACACAGGAGAGAAACCAUAUGUCUGUUAUGACUGUGGGAAGAGUUUCAGUCAGUCAGGCUAUUUGAAAAAACAUCAGCGAAUUCACACUGGAGAGAAACAACAUGUCUGUGCUGACUGUGGGAAGAAUUUCAGAGAUUUACAAAACCUGAAACAUCACCAGCAAAUCCACACAGGAGAUAAACCGCAUCCAUGUAGUAAAUGUGAGAAAAGCUUCAACCGGUUAGCACGUCUUAAAAAACACCAGUUAAUUCACACAGGAGAGAAGCCACAUCACUGUAAUGACUGUGGGAAGAGUUUCACAGAGUCAGGCAACUUGAAAUUGCACCAGCGAAUCCACACUGGAGAGAAACCUUAUGUCUGUGCUGACUGUGGGAAGAGUUUCAGAUGGUUAUACAGCUUGAAAAUGCAUCAGCAAAGUCACACAGGAGAGAAACCUUAUCACUGCUGUCACUGUGGGAAAUAUUUUACUGCUUCCAGUUCUCUUAAAAGACACAAAUGCAAAGUUUAGGCAGAAUGUGAGUGUGAUUAUACCUGCACUGCCAGUCUUUUUAAACAGCAGCUUAAUAUAAAAACUGUGAGAACUCUGGUUAAUGUCUACAGAUGACACAAAUCCACCAAUAGUAAACACACUGUUCUAAAGCCAUCACAUUAUAAAGUACAUUCCUGGUAUGCAAUAAGGCCCAACAGGGUGUCUGUAUACAUCGAAUAUACAGACGUCUCGGAGCGUUGUGUGAUACGAGGUGAAGCCGAGUGCCUCCAACCCCUGAGAAGUCUGUAUAUUCAACGUAUACGGUGUGGGAGAAAUUCAUAGUUGUAAUUGAAUGUACUUUGUAAAAUGACAUUUCAAAUCUGAAACUAUGAGGCUUAAGAUGCUGUGAUGAUAAUUAAGUGUGUCUUCCCCCACCCUUCUCCCAUAACAUUCAAGAUCUGCUUCAAAGGACUGGAUAUUAAUAACAGAGAGUCGUAAAGAUUUAAAUUGGUUUUAGUUUAGAUUGCCUGCCAGUGUGGUCUUAUCUGUUAAUUAAGAAUGUCUGUGUGAAAGCCAAUAUAUCAUUUUCUUUGUAUGAAAGGUUAAGAUGUGCGACACCUGGUGGUUACGAGGUGCCAUGACUUUCUCCCAUGACUUGAAUUGUUACCAUGAAACAUGGAACGUUUAAGUGAAUAGAAAUUACUAAUUUCCUUAUUUUGAAAGUGAAUACAAAAACAAACCUUUACAAGGGUGUAAUAUUAACUUGUAUAGCAAGCUCAGGGUUUUAGAUUUACUAAAACUAUCAGUUUGAAAUGUAACAAAUAAGUAAAAAUUUAACUGAUUUAAGUUGGUUUUAGAAUCAUUUUAAUAACAAAUCUGCCGGACGCAAGUUUAAGAGUUGUUUCAGUAUGUUUACCAAAUCAAAUUGAAAUGUUUAUUGUGUUUUAAUGAAGUUCGAAGUGCGAAUCAUUCUUACAUUAUUUCACUUUAAUUAUUCUAUAACGUGUUUAAUAUGCUUGUAACGGUAAUUUAGUUCGGAGAAUGAAACUGACAUGUUUAUCCUUCUGUGAUCAAUAUAACUAGCUAGCACAAAAUGAAGUUUUGUUCUAUACAUGUUUUGAAUCCUGUUCUCUCUCUCUCUCUCUCUCUCUCUCUCUCUCUCUCUCUCUCUCUCUCUCUCUCUCUCUCUCUCUCUCCAUGGAGGAGGGUCGCUCCCUGUGUUAAUGACACACAUUGCUUGUGUAAAAGGAAGCGUCAUUCAAACUUUGUAAGCCAAUGAAAAGGCUGAUUUGGGUCAGGGAUUACAAGUGAUUGGAUCACCAAAGUAAACUCCUCUUUGGGCGCUAUAUUUAAAUCAAAACACGCAUGAACUCGUUCUCUUGGAUUCAGACUCAUCUCGUCAUGAAGUAAGCAUUGAGCCUUCGCUUGCAAUGGGGACCCAUUCAAGCAUCGUACGUAUCUUCAUCCUGAAGAAGACUCCUCGCCGCUACAUCCUGCAACUCUACAUGUUACAAAGAAGACAACUGCAUUCCAACAAGGACCACGUCUCCAGAAUAAGUGUUACGAUUCAAAGACUUUGAGAUUCAAAUAAAAUACUAUGUGUAGAAAGAUCUACAUGCAAACCAGAAGCAAAAACAUUGAAUACAGCGUAACACUUUGCUGAAAUUAAAAGUACACUGAUGCACAAUGAAAAAGCAACAGUCUAGGCUUUACAUCAAUAGCUCAUUGGGCACAUACAUAAUGUUAGUUACAUUUUAAAUUGGGAGCAGAUAGGUUUGUUGAUUGUUCGAGUUGUAUUGUUCCUUGGGAUAACAAAAUACUGAGCUCAAGUCAUGAUGUCAUAAAAAUGACAGGUGCUCAGUGUUUGUUAUUUGAGUUGAGUUAAAAUUGCCAAACUGAGUUGAUUAAGAAUCUGUAUAAAUAGCCAUUUGAAAAUACAUGAUUUUAAUUAACUCAAGAACAGCAAAAGAUGCAACCAUGCUCUGCUUAAGUAAUGAAGAUCGCCUGGUUGCUAUCGGCAUGAUUGAAGGCAUCUGUGAGAGAAGUUGCCCGGAGAAUGAGGUGUUCUGCUUCAACAAUCAGCAGACUAGUCCAGAGAAACCAGGAAACCGGCUCUGUGAGGGACAGGCCACGUCCUGGAAGGCAGAGGUCACCACACCAGCCCAGGACCGUUAUGCCGACUGUUGCGUUGUUCAAGCCAACCAGUGGAGCGGUGGAAGUGUGAUAAUGUAGGGAGGAAUCUCCUUUAACACAAGAACGCCUUUGGUGCAGAUUGAGGGCAACCUUACUCCUCAGCGAUACAUUGACCAAGUCCUUGAGGCAACAGUUUUUCUGUUCUUGCAAGGAUAUCCGGAAGUGUUGAUUUUCCAGCAGGACAAUGCAAGGCCACACAGUGCUAGGAUUACAAUUGCACGACUUCAAGAAAACAAUGUCAAGGUCUUGCCAUGGCCAGCUUUUUCUCCUGUCCAAUAGUACAUCUGUGGGACCAAAUCGCCAGCGCCAUCCACAGGAGACAACUGCAACUAGCCAACCUUCAAAGGAAGAGUGGCGGAACAUCCCACAGCAGUCUAUCCAGAGGCUGAUCAGGUCUGUGCGUCAACGCUGCCACGAUUAUGUUAAUGCUCAGGGAGGUCAUACACGAUACUAACUGUAAAGUUUUUAUUUUGACAGUGUGUCACGUUUCAUACGGAAAACUUAUGAUUCUUUGAUCUGUAUUUUUUAGUGAAUUUGUUUGAUAUCUAUGUUUAAAAUAUUUGAUUAAAUCCAUUAGACCUGA
Messenger RNA from Acipenser ruthenus (sterlet), 4190 nucleotides. RefSeq names its product zinc finger protein 660-like. Gene Ontology annotation, molecular function: RNA polymerase II cis-regulatory region sequence-specific DNA binding; DNA-binding transcription factor activity, RNA polymerase II-specific. Gene Ontology annotation, biological process: regulation of transcription by RNA polymerase II. The transcript is spliced from 3 exons. The coding region runs from base 167 to 1453 and encodes 428 amino acids. The record is from RefSeq and is a predicted model, not a curated record. NCBI's taxonomy places the organism in Eukaryota, Metazoa, Chordata, Actinopteri, Acipenseriformes, Acipenseridae.